Onychostoma macrolepis is the source of this 636-nucleotide messenger RNA. RefSeq names its product claudin j (gene cldnj). The coding region runs from base 1 to 636 and encodes 211 amino acids. Gene Ontology annotation, molecular function: structural molecule activity. Gene Ontology annotation, biological process: bicellular tight junction assembly; cell adhesion. The transcript has a single exon. Gene Ontology annotation, cellular component: plasma membrane; bicellular tight junction. Lineage: Eukaryota; Metazoa; Chordata; Actinopteri; Cypriniformes; Cyprinidae. The record is from RefSeq and is a predicted model, not a curated record.
AUGGCUCUGCAGGUCUUGGGAAUCACUCUUUCAAUGAUCGGCUUUGCAGGAACCAUCAUCAUCUGCGCGCUGCCCAUGUGGAAGGUGACGGCCUUCAUCGGCACAAACAUUGUGGUGGCUCAGGUCUUCUGGGAGGGCCUGUGGAUGACGUGUGUGUACGAGCGCAUCGGUCAGAUGCAGUGUAAACUCUACGACGCGCUGCUGGAUUUGGACCCUUCCCUGCAGGCGGCGCGCGGGCUGAUCGUGACCACCAUGGCUCUGGCCUGCUUGGCUUUCCUCAUCUUUCUGGUUGGGGCUGACUGCACAAACUGCCUCAGUAACCCACGAGCCAAAGCACGGAUCGUGGUGGUCUCUGGGAUCACCUUCAUGCUUUCUGGACUGACCGCUGUGGUGCCCGUGUCCUGGACGGCCGACUCCAUCAUCAGAGACUUUCACAAUCCCAUCGUGCAUGAAGCGCUGAAGAGGGAGAUGGGGGCGGCGCUGUAUGUGGGCUGGGUCACGGCGGGAUUUCUGUUCGUCGGCGGGGCCAUUCUCUGCACCAGCUGCCCACCAGAGCGCCUCAACUACUCACCGAGAUACACACUAACAAAGACGGACACCCACAUAAAGAACUAUGCCAUAAACAACUAUGUGUGA